This is a messenger RNA of Tinamus guttatus (white-throated tinamou), 2420 nucleotides long. It is a transcript of the gene PI4KB, whose product is annotated as phosphatidylinositol 4-kinase beta. The record is from RefSeq and is a predicted model, not a curated record. Gene Ontology annotation, biological process: phosphatidylinositol phosphate biosynthetic process; phosphatidylinositol-mediated signaling. Gene Ontology annotation, molecular function: 1-phosphatidylinositol 4-kinase activity. Gene Ontology annotation, cellular component: cytoplasm; membrane. NCBI's taxonomy places the organism in Eukaryota, Metazoa, Chordata, Aves, Tinamiformes, Tinamidae.
CACCGACCCGGAUCGUCGCGGAGCGCCCCAAGAUGAGCCCCCCGCUCGGCCGCCGGCACCGGAGCCCGGUGGGAUCGCGCCAGGCUGCGGGGCGACGCUCACUCCUUCCUGUGCUCCUCUCUUUGCACAUCACGGAAGGGGUCGGCGAGCUGGCGCUCAUCGACCCCGAGGUGGCCAAGAAGGCGUGCGAGGAGGUCCUGGAGAAGGUCAAGCUGAUGCGCGGCGUUUCCUCGGACGGCUCGGACGCGCCGCCGCGCGCCGCCGCGGAUCUGCCCAACGGAGACGCCGGAGAAACCUGUGAGAUCAAGUGCUUGGACGACGACGCGGCCUCGAGGAUCCAGGAGGAGGACGAGAGCACGGCCAACACGGUGAAAGUCGCCCGGAGGCGGCAGAAGAAUAACUCGGCGAAGCAGUCCUGGCUCCUGCGCCUCUUCGAAUCCAAACUCUUUGAUAUCUCCAUGGCCAUUUCAUACUUGUACAACUCGAAGGAGCCCGGCGUGCAGGCUUACAUCGGGAAUAGGUUGUUCUGCUUUAGGAACGAGGACGUGGACUUCUACCUGCCGCAGCUGCUCAACAUGUACAUCCACAUGGACGAGGACGUGGGCGACGCCAUCAAGCCCUACAUCGUGCACCGCUGCCGGCAGAGCAUCGACUUCUCGCUGCAGUGCGCGCUGCUGCUGGGCGCCUACUCCUCGGACAUGCACAUUUCCACUCAGCGACACUCCCGCGGGACCAAGCUGCGCAAACUCAUCCUCUCGGACGAGUUGAAGCCAGCCCACAAGAAGAGGGAGCUGCCGUCGCUGAGCUCGGCCCCCGACAUGGGGCUGUCCCCUUCCAAAAGGACUCACCAGCGGUCCAAGUCGGAUGCCACCGUCAGCAUCAGCCUGAGCAGCAACCUGAAGCGCACGGCCAGCAAUCCCAAAGUGGAGAGCGAGGAAGAGCCGGUGCGGCUGGCUCCGGAGCGCGAGUUCAUCAAGUCGCUCAUGGCCAUCGGGAAGCGCCUGGCCACGCUGCCCACCAAGGAGCAGAAGACGCAGCGCCUCAUCUCGGAGCUGUCGCUGCUCAACCACAAGCUGCCCGCCCGCGUGUGGCUGCCCACGGCCGCCUUCGACCACCACGUGGUGCGUGUGCCCCACACGCAGGCUGUGGUGCUCAACUCCAAGGACAAGGCUCCCUAUUUAAUCUACGUGGAAGUGCUUGAAUGUGACAAUUUCGACACAGCGAAUGUGCCCGCGCGCAUCCCCGAGAACCGCAUCCGGAGCACGCGCUCGGCCGAGAACCUGCCCGAGUGCGGCAUCACGCACGAGCAGCGCGCCGGCAGCUUCAGCACCGUCCCCAACUACGACAACGACGACGAGGCCUGGUCGGUGGACGACAUCGUGGAGCUGCAGGUGGAGCUGCCCGAGGUGCACACCAACAGCUGUGACAACAUCUCCCAGUUCUCCGUGGACAGCAUCACCAGCCAGGAGAGCAGGGAGCCCGUGUUCAUCGCGGCCGGAGACAUCAGGCGGCGGCUCUCGGAGCAGCUCGCGCACACGCCCACGGCGUUCCGGAGGGAUCCCGAGGACCCGUCCGCCGUGGCCCUCAAGGAGCCUUGGCAGGAGAAAGUGAGGAGGAUCAGGGAAGGGUCGCCCUACGGCCACCUGCCCUCCUGGCGCCUGCUCUCCGUCAUCGUCAAGUGCGGGGACGACCUCCGGCAGGAGCUGCUGGCCUUCCAGGUCCUCAAGCAGCUGCAGUCCAUCUGGGAGCAGGAGCGGGUGCCCCUGUGGAUCAAGCCAUACAAAAUCCUGGUCAUCUCCGCCGACAGCGGCAUGAUUGAGCCGGUCGUGAACGCCGUGUCCAUCCACCAAGUGAAGAAGCAAUCCCUGCUUUCGCUGCUGGAUUAUUUCCUGCAGGAACACGGCAACUACACGACCGAAGCCUUCCUGACCGCCCAGAGGAACUUUGUGCAGAGCUGCGCCGGCUACUGCCUCGUGUGUUACCUGCUGCAGGUCAAGGACAGGCACAACGGCAACAUCUUGCUGGACGCGGACGGCCACAUCAUCCACAUCGAUUUCGGGUUCAUCCUCUCCAGCUCCCCGAGGAAUCUGGGCUUCGAGACGUCCGCCUUCAAGCUCACCACGGAGUUUGUGGAUGUGAUGGGCGGCCUGGAUGGGGACAUGUUCAACUACUACAAGAUGCUGAUGCUGCAGGGCCUCAUCGCCGCGCGCAAGCACAUGGAUAAAGUGGUGCAGAUCGUGGAGAUCAUGCAGCAAGGGUCGCAGCUGCCCUGUUUCCACGGCUCCAGCACCAUCCGCAACCUCAAGGAGCGGUUCCACAUGAACAUGACGGAGGAGCAGCUGCAGCUGCUCAUCGAGCAGAUGGUGGACGGCAGCAUGCGCUCCAUCACCACCAAGCUCUACGACGGCUUCCAGUACCUC